CCAAGUCCCGCCUUCGAUACCGAAACCAGAAAGGAAGAAGGAGGAGGAACACAAAGAAAAGAAAAAUGUCAGACAACGUCGGCCUCCCGACACCGCGAGGGUCGGGGACGUCGGGCUACGUGCAGCGCAACCUGGCGCACCAGAAGCCGCGCGACAUGGCGGCCCCCUACCUGCCACGCGACGCCGACAGUCUGCGGCACCGCCAGCGCCAGCCGGACAAGGGCCUGCUCGAGCACGACCGCAAGCGCGAGGUCGAGGUCCGCGUGUUCGAGCUGCGGGACAAGCUGGAGGAGGAGGGGGUCCCAGAAGACGAGAUCGAGUCGCGGUGUGACGAGCUCCGCAAGAAGCUCUUGGCUGACAUGGAGAAGAGCCAGGACGGGGAGAGGCGGAGAGGCGGCGGUGGUGGGGUGGGCCCCGCGCCGCGGAGGAGCUUCAAAAUGCACCAGGUGCAUGAGCUGGCGGACGCGAAGAUCAAGGAGAGCGAGCGGCUUAGGCAGGCGCUCAAGAUCAGCAAGGACUACGAGGAGGGGAGCCACUGGCGGAGGCAGGAGGAGAGGCUCAAGAAGGCGCUCGAGCGGGAGACGGACGGGGGGAAGGAUGGGGCUGUCAACAACAAGCAGGACGGAGAAAGGUAG
Messenger RNA from Thermothielavioides terrestris NRRL 8126, 635 nucleotides. RefSeq lists its product as uncharacterized. The transcript is spliced from 2 exons. Lineage: Eukaryota; Fungi; Ascomycota; Sordariomycetes; Sordariales; Chaetomiaceae. The coding region runs from base 66 to 635 and encodes 189 amino acids. The record is from RefSeq and is a predicted model, not a curated record.